UGUGGACGCCUGGACAAGGACCUUCUAUCUCUUGCGGAAACUUUCUCAUCUCACAAUGAAGCUGCUCCUGUGGACGUGUGUGGUGGCUGUUUGCCUGACAUUGAGCACCGUGAAAGGACAAGACGGCACACCCUGUACUGGCAUCUGUGACGUGGCGUGUGACAACUCGGCGACAUGCUUCGAUAUCCCGGGCGUCCUCGACUGCAAUAUGGUCUCCCAGGGCUGCGCGGCGUUCUGCAAACAGACGUGUGGGUGUUUCCAGACCUGUGUGUCUACCUGUGCAAGAGACAACGACCCCUGUGUCUUUGAACAAGGACAAACACCCAACACAUUCACGGACAUCCUGUGCUCUUACAGCGAGGCCAUCUGUGACGGGUUCUGCGUGAGUAACUGCCCCGGACAGGUGUUCUUCGACUUCCUCAAGGCCACUGUCGGACCUCUGGCUGCUUCCUAAAAAAGCAAGCAACCAACAACCAACUUACAAACAAGCAAUGACAAAACGGCCAAUCCGGUGGAAACACUCUAUGUCCUCGAUACUUUCCAUUUAGUUCUACCUCUACAUUAUUCAUCUAGCUGUCCCCGUGGUUUUAUGCACCCCGCAUAAUUUAGCAAAAUUUGAUCAUUUUUUGCAAAAUUUCUGAUAA
This is a messenger RNA of Aplysia californica (California sea hare), 644 nucleotides long. RefSeq lists its product as uncharacterized. The record is from RefSeq and is a predicted model, not a curated record. The coding region runs from base 56 to 454 and encodes 132 amino acids. Lineage: Eukaryota; Metazoa; Mollusca; Gastropoda; Aplysiida; Aplysiidae. The transcript has 4 exons.